Molecule: messenger RNA, 1056 nt
Organism: Lizanozyma spartinae
Lineage: Eukaryota; Fungi; Ascomycota; Pichiomycetes; Serinales; Debaryomycetaceae
Gene: PPH21
Product: phosphoprotein phosphatase 2A catalytic subunit
Exons: 1
Coding region: 1-1056 (351 amino acids)
Biological process (GO): peptidyl-serine dephosphorylation; mitotic cell cycle
Cellular component (GO): cytosol
Molecular function (GO): protein serine/threonine phosphatase activity
Source: RefSeq, a predicted model, not a curated record
AUGGAUUUAGAUACAGAUGUGCCCAUGGAAGACGUCAGUGAUGACCAACAAUUAUUGCCAUUGAUUGGUAAGGAAUCAGUGGCAAAUACCACAACUAAUGCAGGUGCUCUGGUAAAUGAUAAAAAAGAUUUACAUCCUUCUUCUAUAAACCAGUUGGAUGAAUGGAUUGAAAAAUUGAGUCGUUGUGAACCUUUACUGGAAACAGAUGUCAAAAGAUUAUGUGAAAUGGCAAUCGAUGUACUACAAUUUGAAGAAAAUGUUCAACCUGUUCAAGUUCCUGUUACUAUAUGUGGUGAUGUUCAUGGUCAAUUUCAUGAUUUAAUGGAAUUGUUCAAAAUUGGAGGACCCUGUCCUGAUACCAAUUAUUUGUUUAUGGGUGAUUAUGUUGAUAGAGGUUAUUACUCUGUAGAGACAGUUUCAUACUUGGUAUGUAUGAAAGUUCGAUUCCCUAAACGGAUUACCAUAUUACGAGGGAAUCAUGAAUCAAGACAAAUUACUCAAGUUUAUGGGUUCUAUGAUGAAUGUUUAAGAAAAUACGGCAGUGCCACUGUGUGGAAAUUAUUCACUGAUUUAUUUGAUUAUUUCCCUAUCACAGCUUUGGUUGAUUCAAAGAUCUUUUGUUUACAUGGAGGAUUAUCACCAAUGAUUGAAACCAUUGAUCAAGUUAGAGAUUUAAAUAGAAUCCAAGAGGUACCUCAUGAAGGACCAAUGUGUGAUUUAUUAUGGUCUGACCCAGAUGAUAGAGGUGGAUGGGGUAUUUCUCCAAGAGGUGCUGGUUUCACUUUUGGGCAAGAUAUUUCGGAACAAUUUAACCAUACAAAUGAUUUAAGUCUUAUUGCUAGAGCCCAUCAAUUGGUAAUGGAAGGUUAUUCUUGGUCUCACCAAGAAUCUGUGGUAACAAUUUUUUCAGCUCCAAACUAUUGUUACAGAUGUGGUAACCAGGCAGCUAUAAUGGAAGUGGAUGAGCAGCAUAAUAGGCAAUUUUUACAAUAUGAUCCUUCAAUCAGACCUGGAGAACCCUCAGUUACAAGAAAGACUCCUGACUACUUUUUGUAA